GUCGGACAUGAUGGCGGCGUUCCCGCUCCUUCUUCUCCUUGCCUGCGGGAGGGCAUGGCUGGCACAAUGCCGCCCGACGGACGCCGCAAGAAAAAUGGGCGAUGGGAGGUUGAAUGCCACCCAAACGGCCAAGGACGAGGCGGCAGCCGCUAAUAUGACCCUUUUGGAGAUGGCCCCGCAUCAAGUACAGCUGGAUGGCCGGGUAAGAAGACACGGCAGAGAACGAACGGGCUCGACUUCAUGUGUUUCCCUCGAUGUUGCUCAUCUGACUAGGGCAAUGUGAAGAUGGCCAAGCACCGAAUGUUGGACGAGGCAGAUGAUGUUAGGGCGUCCAUGACUGGGCCUAUUGAAGCGAACCAGAGCACAGCGGACUCCGAGCCAGCCGCGCUUUCCUCUGCUGCCCAAGCUGCUCAAGAGGAGCUCGCUCAGGCGCUCAAUUCUGUCGCCCAGGACGACACCACCACCACCAUCACCACCACCAGCGGAGGUGGGGAGGGCUCUCAGCAGAUCGUCUUGGACCUAGGCGAUGCCGUGCGGAAGCAGGGGUCGGCACCACUACCGCAGCCCGUCAGGAGAGCCGCACCACCACCCGCACCACCACCCGAGAAUGAGAGCAGCAAGGAGGUCAAGCUCGACACAGGCGGCCCCGUGUCAUGGUGGGCUAUCGUGCUGGCCACUGCGCUGGUUCUGGUGCUCUACAUGGUGCUCCUGUCGCUACUGAUCGGGUAUGUGAGUGGGGCGACGUUCGGGUUUGGCAAGGGCCAGCGCAAGAGGCGGAUGCGGGAGAAGGAAGACGAGGAGGAUGAGUCCGAGCUGGGCGAGAGAAUCGCACAGCUGGAGAACGGCGGCCUGCACCCAUCCAACAUUCAUCCCCCCCAAUCUUCUCCCCCCCUUCGCCCUGCCCAGCCCCGUGAUUCCCUCCCUCCCCCCUCCCCCGAGUCCCUCAGCACCACCGUCCCUGCCUCGUCAGGCGCGCAGCCAUCGCCGCAGCUGGAGGGCGCCGGUGUGCCCCUCACGCCCAAGACGCCCAAGUGCCGCAAGGUUUCACUCGCAGAGGUGCAGCACCACGAGAGAGACAAGGGCAAGUCGGGGAAGAGCAAGCUCAGAGACGCGGCGACACAGGACGACGGGACGCCAUCGGUCGAUUUGUCGAGGUCGGUUGGGCCGAGUGGGGGUGCCAGCAGCAGCACACCAAGGGGUGCACAUAUCAAAGGGGACACAAGCAGGAGCAGCACGCCACGAGGCGCUCACACCAGGACGCCGAGGCGGAACAAGACCCCCAAAAGCAAGAAGGAGCGAGGUACGUAUGAGCGACAAAAAGGGAGAGCAUGAUUGCGUGGAUGGACUACCUUGAUUGUCCGUGUGUGUGUGUGUGGGCAUCAGGGAGCCGCCGGUGUCACACCCCCUGUUCCCCCGCAGACUCGACCAAGAGUUUUGACUGGACCAAAAUCAACUGGGACGCCAUGGACCCCGACAGCAUCAACGCGACCGCCCCCGAGGACACCACCACCAGCACCAGACCACCCGCCAGUUCCGUCAGCACCACCAUUGCCAGCCACACCACCGGCGCCGCCUACAGCCACAGGGGAGGUUUUGCCGGGGCUGGGGUGGGUGUUGGUGUGGGUGCGGGUUUUGGCGGGACGAGAGAGCUGCCCAAGAACUCCAUCAAGUUCGCCCCCCUGCCGCCCAGGACACCACCCAUUCAACCGCGUGAUCCGCCUCAGCUGUCGUGGAACGACCUAUUUGACCGUGUGACGGAGAGGCGAGAGUGGCUGGCGCCGCCCCCCAUCCCGCCCAGAGUGAGCGAGCCCACACAAAGCAUCGUGCCUUACCGGUGCUUCAGACGGGCGGGCGUAAUUUAGGGAGGGGGAGGGUGGGUGGGGGUGGGAUGGUCGCCUGUGUGCCUGUGUGUAUGCGUGUCCAUGUGUCUGUGUGGUGUGGUGUGUUAUUGGUUUUUCUACAUGUAUGUAUGGCGUGCGCAACAAAGAGGCGCGCCAUCCAUGCAAAUUCAUUCAUCCAUUGAUCAGUCCGUCAGUCGUUGGUCAGUCAGCCAUGUCGGUCAGUCGUCGGUUUGUUCGACCGGCCCUUCCUGCCUUCUAGUACGGCUCUGCCGCCACCAUAUACAGCUAGUGCGCAUAUAAUGAGAUAAUGAGCUGGCGCAGCGAGACCAGUUCCAAUUCAACACAUUGCAUUCAUGUACUAUGUCAUAAUUAAGAGAGACACGACACGGCGACGCAUGAGAGAGAUACGUGCAGUCCGUUGCGUUGCGUUGUAUGCCGUGCCGUGCCGUGUAUUACUAACUACGCGAUCCCUGUCUGUCUGUACAUAUACACAUAUACACAUAUACACAUAUACGUACACGUAUACACAUACUCCCAUACACAUAUAUAUAUAUAUAUAUACGUAUAUACGUAUACAUAUGCACAUGUGUUGUACAUACAAAGCUGCGUACACACACGUGUGUGUUCUCGAGACUGACUUGAUCUGAUCUGCUCUGCUCUGCUCUGCGAACUCCUGACCGGAUGGCUGACUGGCUGACUGGCUUAUAAUUACUUGCACGCUCGAUUGGGGCGUGUGAGAUGAGAUGAGAGGAGAUGAGAGGAGUAUUGAGUAGUAAGGCUCACUGAUGUAUAGUUCUCUUCCCUUGUCUAGUUGCUUCGUACGCCUUCCUUUUGCGUCCUGGCUUCCGUUUGCUGUCUGUCUGUCUGUCUGUCUCUGUCGGUCCUGGAUUGAUCGAAUUUUCUUGCCUAACCUGCCUGCCCCUUGCCUUAUCUCUAUCUGUCAAUCCCACCUAGCGGCCGACUGACUGGCCAGACCUUUGACGCCUCACUCACUCAUCCAUCCAUCCAUCCAUCCAUCGAUCGAUCCAUCCGACAAGUCCACCUGUCACCCCUUAAGCGUUUCCGUUCUCUUCGCCUCUUUGUUUGCUUGCUGCAUGCGAUGGGUGUCUUUGCGUGUGCAUCGUGCGAAGGCGACAGGCAGACAGACAGACAGGCAGACAGGCAGACAAGUGAUGAUUGAUUAUCGAUGAUUGCUCCGACAGAUCGAUGACAACGACGUACAACCGACCGCACCUUUCCCUGACACUGCCAUCCAUCAUCCAUCCAUCCAUUCAUUCAUCCAUGUCUCCCCUCUUAGGUUAAAGGCUUUCUGUCUGGCUUCGCGCCUUUUUUUUGAUCGGUCACUUUUUGUGCACGGUGCGUGGGUGCAUUGCAUGGGAUGGGAUGGAUGGAUGCGGGUGUGUGUGUGUGUGUGUGUGUCUAGAGUACCUUAAUUGAUGUCACUUCGCAGUAGGUGUGUGAGUGUGUGUCCGCUCCCAGCCACCAACCACCAUGGCGCGGGCGAAUUCGCUCGUGCCGGUUGGCUGGUGGGUGGCGCUGUCUGCCCAUGAUGAUGCAUAACAGACAGACACCAAGUAGGGUAUGGCAUGGUUGCUGCCGCUUUGGCAACAGCUUGUUGGGACUUUGUCUUACCCGUCAACCAACCCGUUGAACCACCUUCACUGAUGAAUGAAUGCAGGUCUCAUCAAUGUGUCCCCGGUGUCCACCCCCGCUCCCAUCCCCAUCCCAUGCACAGCCACGCAUCUAUCGGCCCUCCAGCCAGGCAGAAAAUUCGCGCAGACCGUCGAAUGAAACAACACAUCUGAAGUCCGAUUGCCCCACGCUCCCUCCAUCGCACCAGCCUCUCAGGAUUUCACCACACAGGCACGCAGCCAUGAGCAGGUCUACAAGGACAAAAAAGACCAUGGAUUCAGGGUGCACGUCAAGGUCACAGUGUGAUAGGACCAGCCAUCCUCCACCAGACCAUGACAUUAUGAUGACGCGCAGCACUACAAAAGUAGACUGACAUCACACCAAUGGUAGGUGCGUGUACACACAUGUGCAGCCGACAGACAGACAGACAGACACACGGACAGACACUCAGUCAUGUCAUGUCGAGAAAAUUGUGUGUGUCUUGCUUGGCAUGACGUCCCGUCCCGUCCCGUCCCGUCCAACCCCCCACACAUGAGUGAAUGAACGGGAAAAAGAGAGCCGUCACACACACACACACACACGACACAGGCAGGCAGGAAAUGAGGCCGCCCACUUGUGCGUGUGUGCAGAGUGGAUGACGCUCGAGAAGCCAGACCAGGCACAGUCCUCCCACGUAGUCUACAAAUAAAGACCUACAGAUGACAUGACGAGAAAAACAGCAGCCAAGUCGCGCCCUUAGCUAGCUAGGUGGAUGGGAUGAGGCGGGUGGGCAGCGACUCGUACAUGUAAUCAUCCAGGCAUACACAGCCAGCCGU
Vitrella brassicaformis is the source of this 4288-nucleotide messenger RNA. The record is from the annotation of a GenBank genome assembly. NCBI's taxonomy places the organism in Eukaryota, Vitrellaceae.